Onychomys torridus (southern grasshopper mouse) is the source of this 3575-nucleotide messenger RNA. RefSeq names its product hepatocyte growth factor (gene Hgf). The record is from RefSeq and is a predicted model, not a curated record. The coding region runs from base 164 to 2347 and encodes 727 amino acids. Gene Ontology annotation, molecular function: signaling receptor binding; serine-type endopeptidase activity. NCBI's taxonomy places the organism in Eukaryota, Metazoa, Chordata, Mammalia, Rodentia, Cricetidae. Gene Ontology annotation, biological process: proteolysis; hepatocyte growth factor receptor signaling pathway; positive regulation of protein phosphorylation. The transcript is spliced from 19 exons.
UCGGAUAGGAGCCACAAGGAUCUGGAGCUCGAGCUUCUAAAUUGCAGCUGGCCUCUGGCCAGGUGACCUUUGCUUUCUCAGAACCCGACCGGCUCGCAACAGGAUUCUCUCAGCCCGGCAUCUCCUGCAGAGGGAUCAGCCUGCUCGAACUGCAACAAGCAUAAUGUGGGGGGCCAAAGUUCUGUCGGUCCUGUUGCUGCAGCAUGUGCUCCUGCACCUCCUCCUGCUUCCUGUCACCAUCCCCUAUGCAGAAGGACAGAAGAAAAGAAGAAAUACACUCCAUGAAUUCAAAAAGUCAGCAAAGACCACUCUCACCAAGGAAGACCCAUUAUUGAAGAUUAAAACCAAAAAAAUGAACUCUGCAGAUGAGUGUGCCAAUAGAUGUAUUAGGAAUAAGGGCCUUCCAUUCACUUGCAAGGCCUUUGUUUUUGAUAAGACAAGAAAACGAUGCCACUGGUUCCCUUUCAAUAGUAUGUCAAGUGGAGUGAAAAAGGGGUUUGGCCAUGAAUUUGACCUCUAUGAAAACAAAGACUAUAUUAGAAACUGCAUCAUUGGUAAAGGAGGCAGCUACAAGGGGACAAUAUCAAUCACCAAGAGUGGUAUCAAGUGUCAACCUUGGAAUUCCAUGAUCCCCCAUGAACACAGCUUUUUGCCUUCGAGCUAUCGCGGUAAAGACCUACAGGAAAACUACUGUCGAAAUCCUCGAGGGGAAGAAGGGGGACCCUGGUGUUUCACAAGCAAUCCAGAGGUACGCUACGAAGUCUGUGACAUUCCUCAGUGUUCAGAAGUGGAAUGCAUGACCUGCAAUGGUGAAAGCUACCGGGGUCCCAUGGAUCACACAGAGUCAGGCAAGACCUGUCAGCGCUGGGAUCAUCAGACACCGCACCGGCACAAAUUCUUGCCUGAGAGAUAUCCCGACAAGGGCUUUGAUGAUAAUUAUUGCCGCAAUCCUGAUGGCAAGCCGAGGCCAUGGUGCUAUACUCUUGACCCUGACACCCCUUGGGAGUAUUGUGCAAUUAAAAUGUGCGCUCCCAGUGCUGUGAAUGACACGGAUUUCCCUGUGGAAACAACUGAAUGCAUUCACGGCCAAGGAGAAGGUUAUAGAGGGACCAGCAGCACCAUUUGGAAUGGGAUUCCCUGCCAGCGCUGGGAUUCUCAGUACCCUCACCAGCAUGAUGUAACUCCUGAGAACUUCAAGUGCAAGGACCUUAGAGAAAAUUAUUGCCGCAAUCCAGAUGGGGCUGAAUCACCAUGGUGUUUUACCACUGAUCCAAACAUCCGAGUUGGCUACUGCUCACAAAUUCCCAAGUGUGACGUGUCAAGUGGACAAGAUUGUUAUCGUGGAAAUGGGAAAAAUUACAUGGGCAACUUAUCCAAAACAAGGUCUGGACUUACAUGCUCAAUGUGGGAGAAGAAUAUGGAGGAUUUACACCGUCAUAUUUUCUGGGAGCCAGAUGCAAGCAAGUUGAAUAAGAAUUAUUGCCGGAAUCCUGAUGACGAUGCCCAUGGACCUUGGUGCUACACGGGGAAUCCUCUUAUUCCUUGGGAUUAUUGCCCUAUUUCCCGUUGUGAAGGCGAUACCACACCUACUAUUGUUAAUUUGGACCAUCCUGUAAUAUCCUGUGCCAAAACAAAACAACUGCGAGUUGUAAACGGCAUUCCAACACGGACAAAUGUAGGAUGGAUGGUUAGUUUGAAAUACAGAAAUAAACAUAUCUGUGGAGGAUCCUUGAUAAAGGAAAGUUGGGUUCUUACUGCAAGGCAAUGUUUUCCAGCAAGAAACAAAGACUUGAAAGAUUAUGAAGCUUGGCUUGGAGUUCAUGAUGUCCAUGGAAGGGGCGAAGAGAAACGCAAACAGGUCCUCAACGUUUCCCAGCUGGUCUAUGGACCUGAAGGCUCAGAUCUGGUAUUGCUGAAGCUUGCUCAGCCCGCGGUCCUGGAUGACUUUGUUAGUACAAUUGAUUUACCCAAUUAUGGCUGCACAAUCCCUGAAAAGACCACUUGCAGUGUUUAUGGCUGGGGCUACACUGGAUUGAUCAACUCGGAUGGUUUAUUACGAGUAGCACAUCUGUACAUUAUGGGGAAUGAGAAAUGCCGACAGCAUCAUCAAGGGAAGGUGACUCUGAAUGAGUCUGAACUGUGUGCUGGGGCUGAAAAGAUUGGAUCAGGACCAUGUGAGGGAGAUUAUGGCGGCCCACUCAUUUGUGAGCAACACAAAAUGAGAAUGGUUCUUGGUGUCAUUGUUCCUGGCCGUGGGUGUGCCAUCCCAAACCGUCCUGGUAUUUUUGUCCGAGUAGCAUAUUAUGCAAAGUGGAUACACAAAGUGAUUUUGACGUACAAGUUGUAAUAGCCAUAGAAGAAGCCUGUGUAUUUGAAGUGUCCAUACAUGAGGAUUUCAGAGACUUCAAGGUUAAACUGUCACCUAAACCAACCCUAAAAUAACUACUUGAGUGUUAUGAAUGUUCAGGAACUCAUUAAUAUAUAUGGGUGUUUUCUGUUUUGUUUGUCAGUGUUAUUUUGUAAUUGUUGACGUGAAUUAAGGUACCUGUAAGUGCAGUAACAUAUCUCCUGAAGAUACUUGAAUGGAUUAAAAACAUGCAAAAGUAUAGUUGCUAGAUGAUAAAAGAUUUAAAGGUAAAGGUUAAUUAAUCAUUCUAUGCUGCUUGUCAGGUUAAUAUCUUAAUGAUGAAUUAAUCAUAAGUUAAACAUUAUUUUUACCCCAUCAAAACAAUUUGUACCUUGUGUUUUUAACUUGUAACUCUAUAUUAAAUUAUAUUACACUUCAUAUGACACAUGCUAUACUUCAUUCAUUUUUUGCAACAUAUAUCCUGCAAUACCAGUACACAACCAUCCUUUUACAAAAACACAUGACCAUAACACAUGGCUGAGUACACAUGCAGCACAUAUUACAGUUUAAACCAUGAUGUAUCUAGUGUGAUAUCUAAAUACUUUGGAUGUAUGUAUCUAUAUUUAUUCUAAAAUUUAAGAUUUUUGAAAGAUCAGUGGGAAUAUUCAGGAAAGGUACAAGGUAUAAGUGUUGACUCUCUGUACAUAUCACAUAUGACCUCCACUGGAAGUGUUCAGAGUCAGGAUAGGACCCAUAGGAUAAAAUAAUGACUAGCCUUGAUGUUUAUUUAUAUUUAUUAUCCUAGUUAUUUUGUGUGCUUUCUAAUUCUUAAAAAGCAGAAAGUACUAAGUGUAUUUGUAUUAUUUCUUUCCACCAAAUUUGGGCUACUUAUUUAUGCAGGAUUUUGGUAGGUCUAUUUUCUUAAAACACUUAUUCAGUUUUCAAAUGUGUCUUAAUGAAAAAAUUUAAAAGUGUCUCUGUCUUCAAAUAUAUAUUUAUAUGGGUUAAUAUUAAAACUUGCUGCUGUGAUUGGCUUCUAGCUCACUCUCCUUAAAUUAAAAAAAUGAUUUAGCAUAAAAAUAUCCAUGUCUGAAAAGCUUUGUGAAUAUCCCUUCAUUAACUUUUGUUUUGAAAUACUUUGGAGAAAAAAAAGGAAAAUACUUUCCUCAACCUAAAAAUACUUAUCCUUUGAGUAAUAGGAAAAAAUAAGAAGUGAAAGAAAAAAUAG